AUGAGAUCGCUAACGUACCUUCUGUCAUCGCUGUUCUUGCAACAUGCAUCUGCCUUUCAACAUCACAUUGUAUCUUGCAAAGUACGAACCGUAGCGCAACAAUCAUUACCGACCAGUGGCGUUCAAUACCUGCAUCAGAGGAAUAAGGUAGUAGCAUUCCACAAAAAUACGCCGGUGCCCUUGUUUGCUUCAGGGGGAUCAGACGAAGAAGAUCGUAUAGGUGAUGCCGCCGAUGCUAUUCAGAAGAAGGUAGAUGAAACUAGCGAUGCUUUUGAAGAGAAGGUAGAUGAAACUGGUGAUUCAAUACAAAAGAAAGCAGAUGAAACUCGCGAUUCUUUUGACAAGAAAGUAGAUGAAACUCGCGAUUCUAUUCAAAAGAAAGUUGAUGAAACUAGUGACGCUAUUGAAAAGAGAAGAGAUGAAACUGAUGAUGCCAUUGAAGAGAAACUAGAGGAAUAUGGCUAUGUCAGUGAAAAGAAACUGAAAGGUCGCAAGAAGCGGGUGAUUAUGGGGUACAAAGCCAUCAUAUCAUCCUAUGUGGCUCUGGCUGGAUUUGUAUUGACCAAAGGAGGAAUCUCCAAGUUUCCUCUGUUUUUCACCUUUGGAAAUCUUUCUCUGCCCAUUGGAAUUGCCUACAUAUUAAAGAAGGCGGCAGAGAAUGAUCGACUAGGCAGCGAUACCUACAAGCGCCUCAAUUUGGGAUUGUUGCAAUAUGGUCUUCUGGGAGGUCUUACAGUCGGAAUUGCUGCAACUACGCAACAAACGAAUCCACUUGCAUACCUCCCAUUUGUCUUGUCCAUGAUAAACUCUAUCAAAGGUUACGCUUAUGGUGUUCUAGGAUGGGACAAAAAGAGUUCAGACUCGAGCCUAAUGCAAGAUUUUGGUGGAUUGAUCAAGGCCACCAACCAAGCAUUGAUCACGAAACCAAAAACGGUUCAAUCGGUAUGCUAUCUAGUGGCAUCAUUGCUCGUUGGAACUCUCAAGAUUACUAAGGCGGUAGAUAUGGUCAAAAUCAUUCGAAAUGGUGGUGGUUUGCCCAGUUUGUCACCGGUCCUGUCACAGUACAACCGAUUGGCCUUCUUGACAAUUGCCUUGGUCACUCUGAAAGAUGCUUGUGAUCGUGAUAGAUUAUCAGGUACAACAUUCAUUCAAAUAAACUACUUGGGAGGCUUGAUUAUGGCCGCCAACAGUGCCUUUAUGGGGGGAUUGACGACUAGAUUGGGGGCAACCGCAGCUUUGCUAUCUUUGUUUCUGACUCUGAGUGGUUUGUCAUCGUACUUGGAACGCAACAAAGCAUAG
Cylindrotheca closterium is the source of this 1299-nucleotide messenger RNA. Lineage: Eukaryota; Bacillariophyta; Bacillariophyceae; Bacillariales; Bacillariaceae. The record is from the annotation of a GenBank genome assembly.